Messenger RNA from Mandrillus leucophaeus (drill), 4893 nucleotides. RefSeq names its product spermatogenesis-associated protein 31D1-like. The transcript has 4 exons. The record is from RefSeq and is a predicted model, not a curated record. Bases 85 to 4845 code for a protein of 1586 amino acids. Lineage: Eukaryota; Metazoa; Chordata; Mammalia; Primates; Cercopithecidae.
GCUCUGUGAUGCAGGCCUGGGUUUAUAGUUAAGCCUGGGCACCCUCAGUGCUCAGUUGCUUCAGGCAGCCGAGCUAUUCAGAUCAUGGAGAAUAUCCUCUGUUUUCUGAGCAGCUAUAUUGAGACAGGGCUGAGCCCUGACUCACAUUACUUGGAUAUUGACCCCACCUUCAUUUGCUUGAGUGGGUUGGGAUUGUUUAUACUGUACUUGUUCUACAUGGUAUUGACCCUGUAUUUGUCACCCACCGAAAAAAAUAAUGACAUCCAAAAGCAUCAGGGCAGAGCCAGGAGGAGAAGGAAAAGUGUGACAUUUAAAGACCGGAAAAGGUUCCAGAGGGAAGCAGAAGAGGAAAGAAAGCUACUUUCUAUUCUGAAAAGCUUUGGACCUCCUGUUUCCUGCAGUCCCCUGGGCCAGCAUCAUGAUACCACCCGCUUUCGUCGACUGUUAUGCCCAGACCCCCUCUGUCAGGUGUGUAACAGAGCAACUGCUGAUAUCCAGCGACUGCUGUCUUGGGAGUCCCUGAAAGAUGCUGCUCCCUGUGUGUCCCCUUUGCCUUCUGGAGCUUCUGUGACUGAGUCAUCGUUCACUCUGUCUUCCACCCCCUCAGCAAUCUCUACAGAAGACCUAAUAUUGUCUCCUCAGCCUAAGCUCUCUCCACCUCCCCUGUUAAUUCUCUCACCUGAUUUGAUCACGUCCUUAGCUAACUUGUUUUCACCCUCACCACUGAAGGACCCUCCGCCACCACAGCCUGUUUCUCCCUUGGAUUCCAAGUUCCCCGUAGACCAUUCCCCACCCCAGCAGCUUCCCUUUCCCCUUCUGCCACCACAUCACAUUCAGAGAGUGGAGCCCAAUCUCCACCCUGUGGCCAGUUUGUCUCUGAACACCAUCUUUUCACUUGACUGCACCAUAUGCCAAGAUAUUUCCCAGGCCAUGAAUCCCACUGAUUCAUGUGCUCAUCAUAACAAACCGCCAAUCUCAGCUGCUUUACCACUGGAAGACUGCUCUGUGACUCAGUCGAAAUCAAGACUCACCAUUUUGAGGCCUUUUGCAGAGAUGUUAUCUCUAGGUGGCUCUGGUGAGACAUCCACCUAUGCCCCAAUAAUCAAAGGCAUUGACCAUUCAUGCCCUGCAUCUUCAGAAUUCUCCUGGUGGCAGCCUCAUGCCAAGGGCUCUUUUUCCUCCAAUUUUGUGCCAUCUGAUUUCAUGGAGGAGCUUCUUACCCUUCAGUCUUCUGAGGCCUCUUUAGGGUGGCACUCUGUGGCCAACGUCAUACAGCCUGUUAACAUCUCUUUUGUCAGCCAUGACAUUCUGGCACUCCUGGAGAGACAAGUCCAAAAAAGGUGUGAUUUCCUGAUGUGGAAAGAAAAUGGAAAGAAACCAGGAUCUUUCCCAACACAACUUAGGCCAAACUACCAACUAAAUUCUUCACGGAAAAUGUUAGCCUCAAUUGCUGAUAAGCAUGACAUGGUAGAAUUCUUUCCUUUUGGGGCCAAUAAAGGCAAACUAGAGGGGCAGCACAUCCAUCAGGACCCCCCAUACUCUAAGUGCUUUGAAGACCAUUUAGAGCAAAAAUAUGUGCAGCUCUUCUGGGGUCUCCCAUCUCUGCACAGCGAGUCUCUUCACCCUACUGUUCUCGGCCAACGUGGCCGUACCUCCAUGUUUGUAUUCUUCAAUGGCAUUACAAAUACAUCUAUAUUCCAUAAAUUUCCAGUACUUCCCCCUCCCCAACCUCUGUCCUUGCCUAAUACCCAAGCUCUACCCUUGCCUCAAACCCUGCCCCGAGGUCAGUCCCCACAUCUCACUCAGGUCCAGUCCCAGGCUCAACAUCAAUCUCCACUCCCAGUCCUACUACCUAGUCCUCCAUUCCUGAUUAGGAUCUGUGGAGUGUGUUUUCAUAGACCCCAGAACGAGGCACAGUCUCUUACGCCAUCUGAAAUUAAUCUUCUGGAGUGUAACGUGUUGCAGAAAGUGCAGGGAAGUGUGUGGGGUUUACCCUCUGUGGUUAAAAAAUCCCAGGAAGACUUUUGUCCUCUAGCUCCCAAUCUUGCAUUGGUCAGAAAGUCCUUCAAGGUCCAUGUUCCCAUCUCCAUCAUUCCUGGAGAUUUUCCACUGAGCUCUGAGGUAAGGAAGAAACUAGAGCAACACAUUCGAAAGAGGCUUAUCCAGCGCAGAUGGGGCCUGCCUCGUAGAAUCCAUGAGUCUCUGUCAUUGCUACAUCCUCAGAGUAAAAUUUCGGAGCUAUCUGUGUCAGAGAGCAUUCAUGGACCCUUACAUCGCUCUUCAGUUGAGGGUCAGAGCCUCAAUGUUCUAAAGAAGUUCGGAUCAAGCAUCCCUAGAACCUUCCACGAGAGGAGCUCAAAUAUGCUUUCCCUGGAGAAUGUGGGGAAUUAUCAGGGAUACAGACAGGAGAAUGGCCCAAAAGAUCAUCUGUUGCAUGAUCCAGAGACAUCUUCAGAUGAGGAUCCGAGGUCUAACUCUGAGAGAGACCUGGACACUCAUAUGAUGCAUCUGUCAGGGAAUCAUUCAGGGGAGAGCCUAGGUCAGAAACAACUUGAAAAUGCCCUGACAGUACAUUUGAGCAAGAAAUUUGAGGAAAUCAAUGAGGGUCGAAUGCCUGGGACUGUGCAUAGUUCAUGGCAUUCAGUCAAGCAGACGAUGUCUCUUGCUGAGGAAUCCCACAGCCAAAUAAAACAUCGAAAUAUGGCAGCAUUGGUGAGUGAGGACCAUGGCGUUGAUACUUCCCAGGAGAUUUCUUUCCUUGGUUCUAACAAACAAAAGAUGUUGGAAGCCCAUAUUAAAUCUUUCCGCAUGAGAAUGCUGUGGGGCCUUCCCCGCAAGGUCCUUGAAUCCAUAGAAAUCUUCAAAUUGAAAGAGGACCUUUCCAAUUCCUUUUCCCAUUUCGACAUUCCCUCCUCAGCCAGCUUUAUUUCUCGGGGAGAUACCAAAGAUGGGGUCUCUAACUCUAAUAGACAAAGCACUUUCCAAGGAGGAAAGUUGGGAACAACAAGCUCAGUCCCUGUCCUUGAUCGUCCUCAUCCUGUCACCUCACCUGUUGGCAAAGAAAAAUCAGAGACUCUGGAAAGGCAAUUUUCUGAUACUGAUCAUGACCUUAUAGAGAGAGAUUCCAAAGAUAGGGCCUCCACGCCCCUUAGAAGAGGCACUACAGAUUUUCAAGGAGAAAAAUUAGAAACCACAAGCUCAUUCUCCAUCCUGGGUCAUCCUGAACUGGUUACCUCACCUGUCGAUCAAGAAAAGCAUGAGACCCUGAAAAGAGAAUUCGCUGAUACUGACAAUGAUCUUACAGAAAGUGUCCCAACAACUGAGGAUGGCGGACAGACUUUUCUGCCCCCCGCACACAGCAUCAUAGACGAAGCCAGUCAGAGACAGACUGUACCGGCCAGUAGAUGCAGCUCAGAGCUGCCCAUAAUGCAAGCUGGAGUUGGCCGUGAGUCAAGGGAUAAGAGAGAUAGUGCCAGUAAUAAUAUUAACAGGCUUCAGGGCAGUAGAAAGACCUUUCCUGUCACCAAUGGGUCGAAGGAGAUGUUCAAGGAAGAGGAGAGCUGUGCUCUUCAAUCACAAACUAGGAACAACUUGACAUCCAGCAAGUCAGGAAGCUGCUCAGUGACAAAUGUGAAAACAAGCACAUCUCAUGAAACUGAAAUUUUCCCACCAAGAGUAUCAGUUCCCCAAGAUCCUAAAUCAUCAUAUCUUAAAAAUCAGAUGCUGAGUCAGUUAAAGUUGGUCCAGAGGAAGGAUAGCCAACCUCAGAGCCAUUUCACUGACACGUCUAUUGCCUUAGAGAACUUGAGUUCCAAGGACUUACUGAUUCAUCCCCAGGGCAUUUCAAGUCUGGACAUGGAAACUUCCCAGGUGCUGCAUGUCCACUUGGAGGACAGAGGGAUCUGUGCGGCACAGCAGCAGGAGCCCAGGGUCCCUACGCAUGUCUUACAGAAAUGCCAAGUUAAGAAUUUUUCACCAGCUACAAAGAGAGUGAGCCCUCUAAGAUCCAAGGGAAGAGAGGUUGGUGGAGGGGAUGCAGGGUUGGGGACAUCCCAAUUCAGGAGAAAGAGCCACGUUAUUCAUAACAAGACAUCAAGGGAGUUGCUUGGGAGCAAAUCUUCCCCAACCUUGAAAACACAGCCUCCUCCUGAAAACCUUUUCAGAAAGUGGAUGAAGACCUUUUUGCAGCAGUUUAAUAAACCCAGCAUAACAUAUGAAGAUCAAGAAAUUUCUCGGGCAAAGGAUAGCUCCCUGUCGUCAUCUGUGCAGAAUAGAGGUCGAGUUAAAAGCAGAGCUGGCUUUACUGGAAGUAUUGAAGCUCAGAAAAUUAGGAAAGACACUGGGGAGUUCCUAGAAGGGAAGCUGGGGCAUAGGCAUGGGAUAGAUGUCACCUGUCCCCAGGAGCCCCUUGCCUCCCCGGUGGAGCUUGGGAAAGCUCAGCACAACCCAGAAGUGCAGUUCACAGCAGAGCUUGUCCAGGGCUAUCCCCACAACUACAUGGCUCCCUCCUGCAAAGUGACACGUACCAAAUCUUACAGCCAACAAGCUAUCUUUGUUGGCCAGAAUUAUCCUACAAGGAUUAGACAGAACACAGACAAGGACAGACAGCCUGAGAAAGUUGAGGCAUUUAAGGGGAAGCUAUUGUGUCAAAGGCAUCCCCAGUCCAUGCCCCACAGGAAGCCUAUGCCACAUUCAAACCCCAUUUGUCAGCAUCAGGUCAACUUGGUGUGUCCAGCCCUCCCUACCAGUGCUAAUAGCAGUGUGUUCAGUGAUGUGCCUUUACUAACUGGACAGAAAAUGCUUCCGAAGCAUUUCCAGGGAGGAAAAUUUCCCCCCACAAAAUAAUUCACUCCUUGUUGGGAAUCUUGAUUCUCCCCAAUAAAUGUACUAAUA